AUUUUCACAAAAAUAUUAGCCUGUGAAGGAGAAAGAAAAUGCACUGAACGAGGUGCGUAUAUUGGCAUCAGUCAAACAUCCCAAUAUUAUCUCUUAUAAAGAGUGCUUCUUAGAAGAGAAUUCUCCAUUCUCUGUAUUGUCAUGGAGUACUGUGAUGGGGGAGAUUUAUACCAGAGAAUCGUAGAACAGAAAAAAAAGUUGUUCUCUGAAGCAGAAAUUUGGGAAACUUUGAUUUAAAUAGUCAAGGGACUUGAUGCCCUCCAUAAGAAUAAGAUCCUCCGUCGUGAUCUGAAAUGGGCUAAUAUCUUCAUGAAUAAGGAUGGAACUGUUAAACUUGGUGAUUUAAAUGUGUCAAAAGUUGCUAAGAUGGAUCUAGUGCACAUUCAAACAGGAACUCCUUACUACGCAUCACCUGAAGUAUGGAUGAACAAGCCAUAUGAUAACAGAAGUGAUAUCUGGUUCCUUGACUGUUUGAUCUAUGAAAUGAUCACUUAAGGCUUCCCUUCACAACUUCAUCAAUGCAGGAGUUAGCUAGUAAAGUAAAAUAAGGGGAGUUAUCCAAAGAUUCUAAGCGCACUAUCCAGAUACCUCGAAAAGAGAAAUGCCCAAAGCAAGGACUUGAAACACAAAACAAUGAAUAAUUAAAAUUUCUGAGAGAAGAUUACCAAAAUAAGCUUAUGAUUCGAACCAAAGCAAGCCAUACCUCCUCCUCUUACACCUAACCUACCUCCUUCACAACAACCCCCAAACUCUACACCCAACCUAAUAACCAUCUCUACAUCCCCAUACAUACCCUCUGCCCCCUAUACCCCCUAAAAAUCACCCCAAAACCCCAAAAUCCACCUAUUCCCCGUAAACUCCCCUUCUGACUCCCCCAUCCCCCAAAACCCUACAGUAGAACCCAGUCAC
Moneuplotes crassus is the source of this 909-nucleotide messenger RNA. The record is from the annotation of a GenBank genome assembly. NCBI's taxonomy places the organism in Eukaryota, Ciliophora, Spirotrichea, Euplotida, Euplotidae.